Molecule: messenger RNA, 2597 nt
Organism: Quercus robur (English oak)
Lineage: Eukaryota; Viridiplantae; Streptophyta; Magnoliopsida; Fagales; Fagaceae
Product: G-type lectin S-receptor-like serine/threonine-protein kinase LECRK3
Exons: 1
Coding region: 74-2443 (789 amino acids)
Biological process (GO): protein phosphorylation
Molecular function (GO): protein serine/threonine kinase activity; ATP binding
Source: RefSeq, a predicted model, not a curated record
CAACUGCUCGUUAAGUGUCUCUCUUGUGUGACUCCUUAAAUCUUACCUACCAGUUAAAGACAAUUCUAGUAUUAUGUUUCUUUCUUCCCCUCCCAUGGCUUUCAUAUCCACCAUUUUCUUAGUCCUGUCCAUAACCAUUGUAGGUGGAAUUGCUCAACCAAAUCAAGCUAGCCUAAUAAGCUUCGACAAUUCACUUCGCUACCCUCAUUCCUGGCUUUCUCCUUCUAAGCGAUUUGCAUUUGGGUUGUAUCAGCAAGGCAGUGGCUUUGCGGUGGGAAUUUGGUUGGUCGGUAUGGAAAACAAAACAAUUGUCUGGACAGCAAAUCGUGACAAACCACUGGUCACCUCAAAUGCAGUGGUGGAAUUUGCCAGGGAUAGUGAGCUUCUGUUAAGAACAGAGCAAGGACCGGAACUAGUCAUUGCUAGUGCAGAAGUCCCCGUUUCCUAUGCCGCCAUGCUUGAUUCUGGCAAUUUUGUACUUUAUGACAGGGAAUACAAUAUCGUCUGGAUGAGUUUUGACAAUCCUACUGAUACCAUUUUAGGAGGUCAGACUCUGUUGGCUGGAAAACAACUGUACUCCAGUUUUAGUCAGAGCAAUCACUCAUUCGGACGGUUUCUUCUUGCAAUGCAGUCUGAUGGAAACCUUGUUUCAUACCCGGUGAACAGUGAAAAAACUGCGCCAGAUGCCUAUUGGCAUACUGGCACUUCUGGGAGUGGUUACAACCCGGAAGAUAUUUAUUUUGUCCUUGAUCUUAAUUCUACUGGCAGAUUAAUCGUUUUCAAUAAGAACGAUUCAGUAACCGUCGCUAUCUUGUAUGAAGAAUCAGCCAGCAACUUCAACAACAACAACAACAAUACCAUAUAUCGUGCGACUCUUGAUGUUGAUGGAGUUUUCCGAUUGUACUCUCACACCUACUAUGAGAGUAGAAACUACAGAGUAUCUCGUUUGUGGUCAUCGUUAAACAGUUCAUGUUUGGUAAAAGAUAUCUGUGCCUUAAACAGCUUUUGUGCAAUAAAUGACAACCAAACCACCUGCCGUUGCCUUCCUGGGCAUGAUUUUGUAGACCACAAUCAAAGUAAUCUAGGCUGUAGCAGAAAUUUUUCAGAAGCAGAGUGUAGAGGUGGGAAAGGGAAUGCAGCUUUUUAUAACAUGACUACUAUGGAGAAUAUGGAGUGGGGAGACACUCCGUAUAUUGCUGAACAAAUGUCAAAGGAAGAUUGCAGCAUCUCAUGUUUGGAAGACUGCAAUUGUGGGGCGGCACUCUUCGUGAAUAAUCAUUGCCAGAAACAACAGUUUCCACUGAAAUAUGUUAGAAGAGUAGACUACGGGUACGCAGCGUUCUUGAAGGUGGGUCUUAUCCAAAAGAGGCGACAGCCACCCAUUCUUUCUAAAAUAGCGAUGGUACAGAUUGUUCUUGUAACUUCAGGUUUUACUAUAUUGUCAUGCGUAGCUCUUGCAAUCUUUGUCUGUUUCAUUCUCAAAAUUCGAGUUUUAACUUACAAAAGGACGUUAAAGAAGGGAAAUUUGGGCCUGCCUGAGCAGGUAACCUUGAGAUUGUUCACAUAUACCGAGCUCAAAAGAGCAACAAAUAGUUUCAAGGAAGAGUUGGGUAAAGGGUCUUUUGGAACAAUUUACAAAGGUGCUCUAAACAAAGGUAAAAAACUUGUUGCAGUAAAGAGACUGGAGAAAUUAGUUGAAGAAGGUGAAAGAGAGUUCCGCGCAGAGAUGCGAGCAAUUGGAAGAACCCAUCACAGGAACUUGGUUCGGUUGCUGGGUUUCUGUGCAGAGGACUCUAAAAGGCUUCUAGUUUAUGAAUACAUGAGCAAUGGUUCCCUUGCUAACCUACUGUUUGGGGCCAUAUUGCGUCCAGAUUGGACUGAGAGACUGAGAAUUGCAUUGGAUGUUGCAAGAGGAAUUCUCUAUCUACAUGAAGAGUGUGAGGCCCCUAUCAUUCAUUGUGAUAUAAAGCCUCAAAACAUUUUGAUGGAUGAUUGUUGGAAUGCUAAAAUCUCUGACUUUGGGCUGGCCAAGUUCUUAAUGCCAGAUCAGACAAGGACCUUCACAGGGGCCAGAGGAACAAGAGGGUAUGUGGCACCGGAAUGGCAUAAGAACAUCCCUAUAUCAGUGAAGGCAGAUGUUUACAGUUAUGGGAUUGUGCUCUUGGAAAUUGUAUGUUGCAGAAAGAACAUAGAUGUUAACGCAUCCGCUGAGGAGAUUGUCCUUUCUUCUUGGGCCUAUAAGUGCUUUGCAGCUAGAGAUUUAUAUAAGCUUGUGAUUGGUGAAGAGGUAGAUAUGAUGAGCUUGGAGAAAAUGGUGAAGGUGGGACUGUGGUGUAUUCAAGAAGAACCAGCUCUUCGUCCCUCUAUGAAGUGUGUUGUCUUGAUGUUAGAAGGUAUUACUGAAGUACCAGUUCCCCCAUGUCCAACUACUCCCUCCAUGUAAUCGAUUUCGCCUAAAGUUUAAAUUUUUGUUUCUCAUUUGUACAAAUAAGUGGUGACACAUGAUGCAUGGGCGUGUUGUAUUUUCAUUUUGAAACAAAUGUAUUACUUAUGUGAAAUUCUCAUGUAAUAAAUGUUUAGAGAAUUACUUGAAACAA